Messenger RNA from Striga hermonthica, 318 nucleotides. The record is from the annotation of a GenBank genome assembly. Lineage: Eukaryota; Viridiplantae; Streptophyta; Magnoliopsida; Lamiales; Orobanchaceae.
AUGGAAGACCGCAAGGAGAAAAUUGCACCAUGGCUCUCUGUGCCACAAUUCGGCGAUUGGGACCAAAAGGGGGAGCUCCCCGAUUACUCCAUGGAUUUUUCCAAAAUCCGAGAGAUGAGAAAACAGAACAAAAGGGACCCCUCUAGGGCGAGUCUUGGUAAUGAAGAGGAGCUCAUCAAAUCAAAAACAAGAAGCUCAAACACAGUUCACAAUAAUGACCUUCAAGACCAUCGUCCAAUUGGUUCGCAAACGGCGAGACGGGGCAUCUUCAGUUAUUUCAACUGCUUUUCAGCUCUUUCGACUGGUUUAAAAGCUUGA